GCACGCACUGUGAUAACCGGAAGCAUCUAUAGAUGCGAUUGAGAAACGGCGAAAGAAAUCAUCACCUGUCGAUAUCGUUCAUAUGUAUCUCUUCUGCGCUCUCUUUAAUCUCCAUAUCCCACUACCAUAACACCCAUACCAUUACGUUAAUUCGCUGUCGAGUCGGUCUGGACGGAUAAAGCAGAGUUUGCAGUGUAAUUCUGUGCGCAAACGGGGGGUUUUGAAGGUGCGUUGAAGCCUCGCACCAGAACAAAUGUAAACAAGCAGCUGAUCAACUGUGCGGCCGAAGACCCGCAGCGAAACGGCGUGAUGACAGCGACCUGCAGGGUUUGACUAACAUAUUCUGCAUCACAUAAAGCGAAUUUAGAGGUUUAAUUGCAUGCUGUAGAGUUUUUAGACGUUAGGAUAGUACACGAGGACAACUCCCGACCCAUCGCCUUCACCUCCAUUACGGGCAACAGCAGAUACAGAACAAACGGCUGCUUUAUUUUUUGUACUGUUUGUAAGGGCGAUAAAUUGAUUGAUUUAUGUUUAUUUCUGCUUGAAGACUGGACAACCUCACGACGAAAAGCAACAGGAUUCGGGAAAUAACAAAGGAAAAUUGAGGUUAACAAUCCCUUCUGGGCCCCAAGGAAUAAAUAAAUAUUAGCAACGUAUUAAUAUUUACAUGACGCUGGAAGUUUAGGGAACUCAUCAUCACAUUUCCUGGGGAGCUACGCUGUAAGGCUGAACGAUCUGGACUGUCAUGGCACACCAGCAGAUGCCGAGCUCUCAGAAGGCUCUGAUGCUGGAGCUGAAAUCCCUGCAGGAGGAGCCAGUGGAAGGUUUCCGCAUCACUCUGGUGGAGGAGUCGGACCUCUACAACUGGGAGGUGGCCAUCUUUGGCCCUCCAAACACACUUUAUGAAGGGGGCUACUUCAAGGCCCAUAUAAAAUUUCCUAUUGACUACCCUUACUCUCCUCCGACUUUCCGAUUCCUCACCAAGAUGUGGCAUCCAAACAUCUAUGAGAAUGGCGAUGUUUGUAUUUCCAUCCUCCAUCCUCCUGUGGAUGACCCUCAGAGCGGAGAGCUGCCCUCGGAGCGAUGGAACCCCACACAGAAUGUCAGAACAAUCCUGUUGAGCGUGAUCUCACUGCUGAAUGAACCCAACACCUUUUCUCCUGCAAAUGUGGAUGCUUCGGUCAUGUUUCGCAAGUGGAGGGACAGCAAAGGCAAGGACAAGGAAUAUGCAGAGAUUAUAAGGAAGCAGGUGAUGUCCACUAAGGCAGAUGCAGAGCGGGAUGGAGUAAAAGUACCAACUACGCUAGCCGAGUACUGCAUCCAGACCAAAGUGCCUUCCCACGACAGUAGCUCCGACCUGCUCUACGACGAUCUUUAUGACGACGAUAUAGAGGAGGAUGAGGAUGAGGAUGACGAGGCAGAGGCCGUUGGGAUUGGCAGCGAAAUGGCCGGGGACUGUUUUGGCGAUGAAGACGACUCUGGCAAUGAGGAGUCUUGACCUCCUUCCACCAUUUCCGUGACACUGACCUUUUCCCUCACACUAUUCUUUACCCCUACAGCCUCAUGUUUCAGAUUCUCUUUUCCUAUGCUUAAAGCUUUCAUUUUCACUCUGAAAACCCUUCAGAUCUCUGUCCUUAUAGCACCUGCCACCUCCCUAAAGUGCACCAUGGGUUCAUAAAACCAGUCAUUUGUGGUUACAUUUCA
Molecule: messenger RNA, 1704 nt
Organism: Pimephales promelas (fathead minnow)
Lineage: Eukaryota; Metazoa; Chordata; Actinopteri; Cypriniformes; Leuciscidae
Gene: ube2r2
Product: ubiquitin-conjugating enzyme E2R 2
Source: RefSeq, a predicted model, not a curated record